Messenger RNA from Calidris pugnax (ruff), 2639 nucleotides. RefSeq lists its product as uncharacterized. The transcript has 5 exons. The record is from RefSeq and is a predicted model, not a curated record. Bases 326 to 793 code for a protein of 155 amino acids. NCBI's taxonomy places the organism in Eukaryota, Metazoa, Chordata, Aves, Charadriiformes, Scolopacidae.
AGAGCAGAGAGGGAACGGGUUGGGCCCAGUGAUGUGCCCUGGGGCCAACGGAGGUCCCAAUAAAUGGUGGAGGCUUCUCCUGGGUGUUUAUUUGAGAGACGUGCCCAAAGGGGAGGCUCUUCCAUCUCCUUGGCUGGAUCCUGCCCUAGAUCCCGGCUGAGGUCGCAGGGGGAAUUGUCUGUCCCUGCUGACCUCACCGGCUUUGCACUGCUUUUCUGUAAUUGAUUGAUACGAGAGUGAACCAAAUACUUUCUGUGAAGGUCUUCCAAGGGAGAAGAACCCAACUGAAGAAGAGAAAAAGACCCCGGAGCCACCUGAAGUCCUCAUGGACAUUCUCAAGAAGAUGCAUGCACUACACGUGAUGGCCCAAGAGGCUGUGCAGGAGGUGGCGUUUCCAGAAGAACACAGCAACUCCCUGCCAGUCCCGGGUGGAGCGACAGAGGCCAUGCCAGUGCUGUCAGAGCCCAGAAAAGCCAAAGUAUACGACAUUUCUCGGUCAAACUCAGAUGACAUCAGACAGGAAAUAACUGCUGUUCCAUUAACCAAGAGCACGGCAAAGAUUAUCAAUCCAGAAGAUGUCCAAAUGAGGUUGAUCAUUGGCACAGUAGUAGCCCUUGGUUUCCUGCCCUUGGCAAUGGUCAUCUGCUGUAUUGCCAUUCUCAAGUGGUGGAGAAAGAAAAUGAGGGACACCUCUGCAGCUUCAGAGGUCGGGAUGGAAGCCGGCAGUCACCCCCAGCACCCAGAAAAACCGUCCAGCCGCCCUGACACCCCAGGAACCCCAACCCAACACUAGGAGCUGCCUCUCCAGCAUGCGUCACCGGCACGGCCACCCUCCCCGGAGCCCUCUUGCCCUGACAGCCCAAAAUCCCCAACUAGUGCUGAGGGUCUUCCAGUGUUCCUGCAGGGACCGUUCUCACCAGGGCCUCUACACCCAACAGCUCCGGCUGCGGAGAUUGACUCAGGGAGCUCCUCUGGGAUCCCCCACACCUUGCAGGGUAGGAGACCAGACCCUUGCCCGCAGCGCCAUGCCUUUGGCUCUGGCCGCCACCCCAAGGUCAGCCCGCGGCUCCCUAGGGGUCACUGCUUCUCCCGCUGGUCACUGCUCCCCAGGUGGGCUCAGCUCUGGGAGAGGCUGGCCAGGGUGGCCGGGCUCCAGCAGUCCGUUGCCCAUGCAGUGGCUGGUGCCCCCGCUCCUGGAGGGCUGCCUCACCAUUGCUCACCACUGUCUGCCCAGAGACAGGGACGCCGUGCUCAGGUCCUGAUCCUGUCUCACAAGGUUGUCACUCGGUCUGUGCCGUGUGGCCAUGGCCACUCCACUUGGUAGGAGCCACGCUUCCUCCUGCUCCUACUAAGUGAGAAACAUGACACUAAAACAUGUGAGAAAACAGGAUGUCUCAAAUCUUGAUUGCUGCAAGAUAUCUACCACCUGUCUACAUGAUAGAACAUCAAAGGAGGGACAUCCUUGGAUCUCAAAGACGCUAUAGCUUGUUUGCACCAAGAAACUCCUCUGCAGCUCAUCUGCCGUGUAGGCCCCAGCACUGCCCAGGGGCAGAGGCAAGGGGGGCUCACACAGCAACCAUGUGGGACAAUAAUUGGACAACCAUAGGUCACUGUCAUGUUGAUUGGUGAAACCAUGAGUUGAAAGUGACAAUAAAUUACUGAUGCCCCUCGCUGCAAAUGGGACCCUCACCACCAUUGAUCCUCAUCAUCGUUACAACUCAAGAGACCUCAGAAUCCCGGAUCAAUGGGACGCUCUUGACUCCGAAGGACCUUUAAGUCAUUGCACUAAGGCGGACUGAAGGAAACCAAAGCGGACCUGGUGGCAACCUUUCCUGCUUCGCUGUGUAAUACUGCUUCUCUUUUCAUUCUUUCCUUUACCUCUGCCUUCUCUAUAUCUCCAUUAAGCAUUAUUUUAAGGAAACAGUAGGAAAGCUACAGCAAACAGCAUCUGACCUCGUUUGUGUCUUAAUCGCAUGUUCCGAAUAAUUUUGAACCCCUCCCGGACCAAUCAGACCAGGACCUUGCAUCCUCCUCCCAUCCUGCUGCUCCCGCAGGACUUCUGGCACCAGGGUGCCCCCGAUGUCCCCAUCCCCGGUGCCCACCAUCAGUGCUGGGAUUCGGACAAUACCUGGGGCUCUGUCCCCUUGUGCAAGGAGGAGCUAGAGUUUGUCUUCUGUAUCGUUGCUAUCCUGACUGUUUCCCCACCAUUCUUCUACUCUUACAACCACCUCUGGGUCAAACAGCUUCUCCUGGGGGAGAGCUUUUGCGGUCCCUCAAUAAGAAUUCUUCGCUCACCAUCGAGGGCUACAAAAAUGAUGAGGGACCGGAGCAUCUCCCUGCUGAGGAAAGGCUGAGGGAUGAGGGGCUUUUCAGCCUGGAGAAGAGCAGACUGAGAGGGAACCUCAUCAAUGCUGAGCAAUAGCUAAAGGGUGGGUUUCAGGAGGAUGGGGCCAGACUCUUCUCAGUGGUGCCUGGGGACAGGACGCGGGGCAACAGGUACAACAGGGGAAAUUCCUUCUCAACAUGAGGAGAACCUUCUUUCCUGAGAACCUUCUUUCCUGCACAGGCCCAGAAGCCCAGGCCUUCCAUCUCACUUUCUUGGGUGUCUUGGAGAAGUACCGUCUCAUCAAGCUCUCAAU